AUGGAAACCAUUGUCUCUAUGACUCCAAUCGCCAAAACUGGCCAAUCAGCCAAAAGGAAGACAGCCCUGCAGGAGUCGCGAGCUGCCAUUAAUGCUCGUGCUGCGGGCAGAAAUGUCCUUCUACACUCUUUCCCUAAAGCAGUCUUUAUUUCCGGUAGAGGACAUUUUGUCGCAUUAUGCGAUCGGCUGUUUGUGUGCGCUGGUUUGUUCUGUUCUAAGACUGCAAUUGGAUGUACCAUUCCAGCUCCCUUCUACAGAGAGGCUCGAAGUGUAACCUACGCCCCUCGUCAUCCUCAAAAGGAUGGCAACUAA
Molecule: messenger RNA, 312 nt
Organism: Protopolystoma xenopodis
Lineage: Eukaryota; Metazoa; Platyhelminthes; Monogenea; Polystomatidea; Polystomatidae
Source: the annotation of a GenBank genome assembly